GGUUGACUGUUGUCAUGACAGUAGGGAGUGACAGAAGUAUAGUAGCAGUCGGUGAUGAACAACCGUUUAUGAAGUUGUUGUGAGGCAGAGACCGCUAUUCUCCAGCACACACACCGGAGAGGGGGGAGAGAGAGAGAGAGAGAGGAGAGAGAGAGAAAGAGAGAGGCGAGAGAAAGAGCGCUACGGUUAUUUCUCCCAGGCUCCGGUCAUGCCUGUGUGGUCGCUGGAGCAGGGAUGUCCUCUCAAACACUGUCGCUGAGAAAAUGGAUGUGUUGAACGGACCCGCGAACCGGGCUGAAUCCUCCUCACCAGCCGACUGUGUUUCCCUGAGUGACUGUGUGUGUUUGCACGACCACUGCGAACAACGUGACGCGCCAGCUCUGCACCAGCCGGGUCCAGGGGAACCGCAGUUGAAGGGCUGAGGAACUGGAGAUUUGACUGACAGCUGGUACACCGCUUACAGAAGGGGGAGAGAGGCGGCUGGGCAGUGGGGUCGUCGAGCCUGGCUGGCGCUGGGUGAAUGCUGCCUGGAGAGGACAGGGGCUGAGGAGAAGGCGGCAGCAUCAACUCGAUAAGGAGCAUGGCAUCCACGGGCAUGCAGAUAUUUGGAUUUGUCCUUGCGCUGUUGGGCAUCAUGGGUGCUAUGGUUGCCACUCUGCUGCCCAACUGGAAGGUCAGCGCAGAUGUGGGCUCCAACAUCAUCACAGCCAUUUCCCAGAUGCAGGGUCUGUGGAUGGACUGCACAUGGUACAGCACCGGCAUGUUCAGCUGCACACUCAAGUACUCUGUGCUUUCACUACCUGCGUACCUGCAGACUGCCCGCACCACCAUGGUGCUCUGCUGCGUGAUGGCUGCCAUGGGCCUCUGCCUUGCAUCCCUGGGACUAAAAUGCACACGUUGGGGAGGUGGACGGCGCUCCAAGCGACACGCUGCCAUUGCCAGUGGCGGCUGCUUUGUCGCUGCAGGUUUUCUGUGUCUGGUGCCGGCUUCCUGGUUUACCAACGAGGUCAUCACCAACUUCCUAGACUCCAAUGUGCCCGAGAGCAAUAAGUUUGAGCCUGGGGGUGCUGUGUACGUGGCCUUUGUUUCAGCUGGAUUCCUUUUUGUCGGUGGGUCCAUCUUCUGUAUGUCCUGCUCGGGGAAAAGGCAUGGCCCCCAGGACAUGGUCCUGCUCCCUCCCCCUGACAAACUGCUGUUCCAGCAGCAGCAGCAACAGCUGCUCCAGCAGGAGCUCCAGCACCAGUACUGCUCUCUCUCACCAUUAGACAAUAAGACCGGCUACAGCCUGCAGGACUAUGUGUAAUAAAGCAGCACUGUGUACGCUACGGCUAAAGGGAGACGAGCCUGAGGGGGAUCCAUCACGGCUUAUGCUACACACUAAGGCUCCUCUCCAGAUGGAGGUGGAGGAUGGCAACAACUUUGAAUUCAUUUUCCCUUCUCCUCUAUCUUGUUCUUCUCUCUUUUUCUGUUUUGCAAGCACAAGCAGUGGAGGUAUUCCCUAAGCAGCACCUUGGAACAAACAGUGUGAAUGUGUAAGAGCCGGGAGAAGGUGCUGCAGCAUCGAAGGAAGCCGCUAACCAAAUGCAGACAUCUUUCAUCAGUAAAUCACAGAAAGAGUUCCCUCGAGGAUGGAAAAAAGCAAUCAUUUAGCUGCUAUUUAGACGGUCUAUUUACAAUCGUCUGUUACCCUCUUAAUUUCCAAAAUAGGCAUUUUAAUGCCUACGAAAUCUUUUCAUAGCAAGCCAUUGUAGAUUUUCGUAAACUUAUCCACUAGAAUGCUACGAGGAAUCGAUUGAAAUAAAUAGUCAUAUUUUUGUUAGCUACUAGAAUGAUGUUGAUAUUUUGCCUCUAAAGCAUGCUGUGUGGAGCCUGUCUGUGUAUUAAUACAGCGGCAUGCCUGCCUGGUAGAAGACUGAGACAUAGCCACAAAAUGCCUGUGCCUGAAAAGCUGUAGAAACAUUACCCUGCUGUAACUGUUCAAAGAGGACUGUCGAGGACGAGAUGUGGACUGCUGGGCUGGAGAACAGACAGAAGAUGCAGACUAACAGUUGCCUGUUUCUCUCUGCGGCGGACAAUAUGAGAGAGACGGAGAGAAAUUGAUAGAAAGAGAUACAACCUUUAAGCAGAGUGGACUAUCUGCUGUUUAAUAUUUACAUCAAGACAAAAACAUAUUGCCUGUAAGUAGCAGCCACAGAUCAUUACCCAUUCCUGCACGCCCUCAUAGACAUGCACACCACACUCUCACUCGUGUGUGUUUUUGUACACAGUAAACACUCAGACAUGCCGGCUUUCUGCAUGUGCUUUUCACAUUCCUCCCCCGCACUGCCAUGGAAACAGAAUUCAGCAUUCAAAUAUCUGUAUUGUCCGGGGGUACAUGCAUGUCAGUCAUUGAUUUGGAGUUGUUUACGGGGGCAUCUUUCGCUCGAGGCAUGGCUCCAAAGGCUUUAAAUCAGAGCCUUAGCUCACACUACUUUCACUAAUCCCCUUUAUUAGUCAGUGACAUGAGGCAGCAUCCCUUUUACACGGUCACAGGUUUUGGAAAAUGCUGCUAUGGUGUCUAUACCAUGCGAGCAAUCUCACAGGGAUGAGCGGAUGUUUAAUGGUGCAUUGGCAGGCUGGCGAGGAGUAGGCGGAAAAGGGGAAGCUUCUUGAGACAAGGUCUGCUGGGUUGCUGUAAGGCAGGCAACUUAAAAAAAGGUAAGAGUCAUUCUCCAUAUGUGACUUGUUUUCAAAGUGCGUCAGCAGUGCGCAUAUGCUACAAGUCUGCACCUGCAGAGGGUCUCAGUUUCUUACAUUGAAACCACUUGACUGAGCCACCAUUCUUCUCUUUUCUACCUGCCACUCUCACAUUUGUUCCCCUCUGUGCUGUCUGUGUCACAUGAAUGUGAACGCUGACAAGAGAAAGCUGAUGCAUGUUGAAAGCAUGGCCACCCCGAUGCACACGCGCUCAUCACCAAAUCUCCCACCUACUCAUAUGUCAGUAGCACUGUUACGCUUUCCGACAGUGAUGAGUCUUCUGCUUGUUACUGAGGGAGGGAUAUAUGAGGUUUUCCUGCUGGAGACAGGCCUUGGCAGUGAUGUAAAGAACAGCACAUUCUCUCCUUCUCUCUCAUAAACAUGCAGCUUCCUGGGGGGGGAGCAGAUGGCAAAGCCCAGCUCGCCACCUGCAGGCUGCUGCCGGCACGCCACGGGCAUCUCUGUGGGCACCACUCUAGAGCCAGGUUUCUACCCCACCCCGACUUAUCUUGCCCAGCAUCGACGACAGCCGACAGAACGGGCCUCCUGACAAAAGCUCACUGCCCAGGCACCAUAACCAAUGCAAUAAACAAAGAAGAAUGUGCCAUGUCAUCGACUUAUACCGACACACGUUAUGUGUUUUGAGAAUGUGCCAAAUCGUUUCAUGAUGACACGUUUAAUACUAUCUGGAGUUCUUUGGGUUUAUUUUUUUAUUGCGUUGUUUGUACAUGAAUUAUACAUCAGCAAAUGUUUUAUGGAUUUGUGAUUUGUUCUGCUAGACUUAAGUCUCAAGUCGACUAGAUGCUUGUGUACGGUCCAGUGCAGCUUUCGAGUUUUGAGGGUUAUUUUAAAUCCUCUUUAUUCCUCAUUUCCCAAAGCACAGCAAGACUUCCCCGGGAUAAGAGUUUCAUUGGAAAGACAUGUGUGGUAUUUUCUAUAUAUAUAUUUUGUAUUUGUUUCAGGAUUUCUGGUUUUACUUUAAGUCUGUGACAACUGUACACAAGUAUCUGGGCUUUCGAUGUGUUUGUUUAAACUGAGGGAUCAGGAUUCUCUCACAUUGUUUCAAUAUAAAAUACAAUUUCAUGUUCAUAUCUUCUUUAUAAGAAGACUCCUCGAUGCACCUUUGCUUGUGUUACUUUAUUCAACAGGAGUUUGUUACCAACGGCUGAGCAUUCCAAUAUCCCUGGACCAAUACAUAACACUUGGGCACGCUGGAAAACAAAAAGGGAACUUUCUGUCUGGAUUCAGAAAGAGAAUAGGAGCUAUAGAUCAGCACGUGAUUCCAUUAGCUUAUAAUCGGCCAUAGUGCAAGGUGACUAGGUCCUAAAAGUUCAAAAGAGUUAAUACUCCUGCGUAUACUGUACCAAAACAUUGGUUUAUCAUUUUGAUAACUGCAGCUUAUUUUUGUGAAUGCUUUAGCACUUCUUACUUUGCCAGAGCAUAUUUGUGAUGAUUAACAGUUCACAGGUUCUGAUACAGUUGUCUCAAUGUGCUUGUGCAAGUAGUUCUAUUUUUUACCAAUAAAACUAUUUUGUGAAAGCAA
Gymnodraco acuticeps is the source of this 4279-nucleotide messenger RNA. RefSeq names its product claudin-20. Gene Ontology annotation, molecular function: structural molecule activity. The record is from RefSeq and is a predicted model, not a curated record. Gene Ontology annotation, biological process: bicellular tight junction assembly; cell adhesion. The coding region runs from base 581 to 1303 and encodes 240 amino acids. Lineage: Eukaryota; Metazoa; Chordata; Actinopteri; Perciformes; Bathydraconidae. Gene Ontology annotation, cellular component: bicellular tight junction; plasma membrane. The transcript is spliced from 2 exons.